AGUAUCAAUGCCAUUACAUUACCUUUGCCCCCCCUCUCUCUCUCUCUCUGACUUCAUAAGUAGAGAGACUCUCAAAUUCUUGUUCAACAAUCAAUAAUCAAGAGGAGAAAUGGAGGCAAUGAAGAUGAAGCUCUUUGUGGCCAUGAUGGUGGUGCUGAUGGCCGCAGCCACUGUGCAGAAGACGGCUGCUGCCGAGGCCCCAGCGCCUAGCCCCGCCUCCGAUGCGACCGUCUUCGUCCCCACCCUCUUCGCGUCCGUUGUUGCUCUUGCUUUCGGGUUGCUUCUUUGAAGUGUCUCCAAUUCAUGCGCUCAUCCCACCAAACAGGAAAAAAAAAAAAAAAAAAGCAAUGACCACUUAGUUCAUAGAAGUGUUGCACAUUUCCACUCUGCACCCCUUAUUUUUAUUUAUUUUUUAAAUUUCUGAUAUGUAUGCUCCCUAAGAUCACAUCUCUCUCUCUCUGUCUCAUUUAUUCUUUUGUACACACAUGAGAUUCUUGGGGGUUGUUACAGAGUUUCUGGUGAUUUUGGUGUUCAUGAUGUGAUUGCUGAGAUCUGCUUUUUAGUUUGGUGCGCUUGGUGGGGGACUUUGUAUUAUACUAAGCAUUGAUUGAGUAUGAAAAAAUUAUGUUGUUUUUAUAGGGAAUGUGGGUAUAUUUUGUCUUAGAUUAAUAUGGAUAGACAUGAGAUGUGAGGGUGUUUGUAGACACACUCCCAUUUUCUGUCUUUCUUCUUGUAAUAUGUUCCUCAUGCCCUUCUCAUUUUUGUGUCUUGGAGGAUUCAUUUGUCUUUGUAAUAAUUUCUUGACCUAAUAUUUAUUAUUUUUUUUUCUAGCAA
This is a messenger RNA of Rhodamnia argentea, 834 nucleotides long. Its product is annotated as arabinogalactan protein 13-like. Bases 110 to 289 code for a protein of 59 amino acids. The transcript has a single exon. The record is from RefSeq and is a predicted model, not a curated record. Lineage: Eukaryota; Viridiplantae; Streptophyta; Magnoliopsida; Myrtales; Myrtaceae.